AUGAGAUCCGAUCUGAAGGAUUACGAAAAACAAAUUGAAAGCGACGAUGCGGUUUCGGGCCUUACCGGAGAGGCUUUGAACAUUUCAACUCGUCAUCAAGAGUCUCAAGCUGCCGAGGACCACAGAUUGAAGCGGGUUUUGGAUGCAAGGCAUCUUUCUAUGAUCGCCAUUGGAGGUGCCCUUGGUACUGGCUUGUUGAUUGGAACCGGCUCUGCUUUGAGAUCGGCUGGACCUGCUGCCAUAUUUCUUAGCUACUCGAUCGUUGGCUUUGUAGUUUACAUGGUGCUCAAUGGUCUAGGCGAGGUUGCAACACACAUUCCUCUAGCUGAUGGAUUCGCUGGUUAUUGUCACAGAUACGUUGACGAAGCACUUGGAUUCGCCUGUGGAUGGACAUACUUGUUUUUGUGUUUGUUGGUAGCGGCAAACCAGUUGGUUGCAGGUGCCUUGACAAUACAAUACUGGAUUUCUCCUGAAACGGCUAACCCGGGUAUCUGGGUAGCGGUGCUUUUGGUAUUCAUCACCACCGUCAACGUCCUCGGAGUCCGUUUCUUUGGUGAGGUGGAGUUCUGGUUCUCUGUGACCAAAGUCUGCACUUGUCUUGGUCUUAUCAUCUUAUUGCUUGUCAUUGCUUUAGGAGGUGGACCUACUGGCGAUCGCCUUGGUUUCCGUUACUGGCAGAAUCCUGGUGCAUUUAGAGAGUACGCAGAGCCUCUGAGAGAUCUUCACAUUGACGGCGAUCUCGGCAGAUUUGUGUCUUUUAUUUCUGUGCUUGUUACUAGUGUCUUUGCGUACUCUGGCUGUGAGUUGGUGGGUAUCACAUUUCCUGAAUGCGCUAGACCAAGAAAGGCCAUUCCCAAAGCAAUCAGGUUGACAUUCUACCGUAUUGUCAUCUUUUACGUCCUCAAUGUGUUGGUCUUGGGUAUGUGUGUUCCCUAUGACGAUGAACGGCUUUUGGGUGCCAGUGGACUCACAGCUUCAGCGUCCCCUUUUGUGAUUGCCAUUUUCAAUGCCCAGAUUCAAGGUUUGGAUCAUGUCAUCAACGCCUGUAUUUUGAUCUUCGUUUCUUCCGCUGCCGUUGCUGACAUGUACAUUUCCUCCAGAACGAUAUAUGGACUCUCGGUUUCGGGAUACGCUCCUUCAUUUUUUUCAAAAACAGACAGGAGAGGCGUGCCAUACUACGGUAUAAUGCUCUCCUUCUCAUUUGCAUUGUUGGCAUUCAUGGUGACCUCUUCAGAAGCGGCUGAAGUUUUUGAUCAUUUUGUAAACGUCGUUUCUCUCGCAGGUUUGCUUGCCUGGGCAUGCAUUCUCGUUGUUCACAUGAGGUUUAUGAGUGCCGUGAAAGUACAGGGCAUCAGUCGAAAAAAGGACUUGGCCUUUCGCUCUCCACUCCAGCCUUUUGGCACAUACUUUUCCCUUGGUAUCUGUGUUUUCGUGAUCUUCGCAAAGAACUUCACCGUUUUCCUUGGAAGUCCCUUUGACUACGAGACCUUCAUCACAGGCUACAUUAUGCUUCCCGUAUUUCUCAUAAUGUACUUUGGUUGGAAGUUCUGGAAGAAGACUAGGAUUAUCCCAGCCAGUGAGAUCAAUCUCGUGUCAUUCCGUGAGGCUUUUGACUACCAGGAAGAGCUAUUCCAGGCAAAAGACGCUGAAGAGCGGGAGGCAAGGGAGGCAAACGGAAACCCCAUCAAUUUCCGCUGGCUUUACAACAAGAUAUUUGGCUGGAUUUUCUGA
Molecule: messenger RNA, 1731 nt
Organism: Candidozyma duobushaemuli
Lineage: Eukaryota; Fungi; Ascomycota; Pichiomycetes; Serinales; Metschnikowiaceae
Exons: 1
Coding region: 1-1731 (576 amino acids)
Biological process (GO): amino acid transmembrane transport
Cellular component (GO): membrane
Molecular function (GO): amino acid transmembrane transporter activity
Source: RefSeq, a predicted model, not a curated record